Molecule: messenger RNA, 3096 nt
Organism: Didymodactylos carnosus
Lineage: Eukaryota; Metazoa; Rotifera; Eurotatoria; Philodinida; Philodinidae
Source: the annotation of a GenBank genome assembly
AUGAUGUUCAUCAAUAUUGUUCAUGCAGAUUUCUAUACGGUUACGACAACAGAAAAAUUACCAGUAUCUUCGACUGUAGCCAAAUUACGAGAUAUAUUUCAUGAUGAAUCAAUGACACAAAAUAAUAACAUUGAUUUUUCAAUGGCUAAACGAGAUGAAUAUCCCUAUAUGUAUUUUAUUAUAAAUCAUUCUGGACGAGGAAUAUUAACAAUACAAAAGCCAAUUGAUAGAGAUGAACUAUGUCGAACGAGAAAAUGUCGAUGUGAUCAAUGUGAUUUACAAUUAGAAAUUAUACUUAAUCCACAUUUCAAUAUUGAAUUACUUACCAUACGUGUGUUAGAUAUCAACGAUCAUAUUCCACAAUUUUCUUAUGAAAAUUUUAAUUUGAGUAUCGUUGAAAAUGCUAAAAUUGGCUCCGUAUUAAAAUUAGAACCAGCUGUUGAUCGAGAUUAUGGACAAAAUUCAAUUAUAGCUUAUCAUUUAAUACCAUCGUCGGGUCUACCGUUCGUUGUUCAAUAUGAUAUUAAUCGUGGUGAUUUGUCUUUGAUUGUUCAUGAACAACUGGAUCGUGAAAAAGAUUCAUCUUAUACAUUUUUACUUGUGGCUUCUGAUGGUGGUAAUCAGACAGGAUUUGUUCGUAUAUUUGUUACAAUUCAGGAUGUUAAUGAUCAUUCACCAAUAUUUGAUAAAAGUCAUUAUUAUAGUAAUAUUUCUGAAAAUUCACCAAUUGGUACAGUUCUUGUUCAAGUUCAUGCUAAUGAUUUCGAUGAAGGACGUAAUGCCCAGUUAACAUAUCAGUUAUUAUCAUCGAGUCAUGAUGAAACAACAUCUUGUUUUGAUUUGAAUGAAAAUACGGGACAAAUUCGAUUAACUUGUCAACUCGAUUAUGAAUAUCGUCAACAAUAUAGUUUAGAAAUUGAAGCAAAAGAUGAUGGAGAAGGAUCAAAAACCGGUUAUUGUACGGUUCAUGUAAAUGUUGUUAAUGUUAAUGAUAAUCGACCUCUAUUUCAAUUGUAUCCUAGUCAAUUAGAAUCUAUACCAUAUUCAUCUAGUCAUGAAAAAACAAAUGUUUAUACACAAAUCGAUCAAGAACAUAUUAUUUUAUAUUUAAGUGAAUCAUUUCAACCGAAUACCGUUUUAUUUUCAUUUAUAAUCACUGAUAAUGAUUUUGGCGAUAGUGGACAAGUAACAUGGAAAUUGGUAAAUAAUAACAGUAAUCAGCAAUUGCCAUUUGAUAUAUCUCGUGCGGCAGAUAAUGCUGGUGAUUUACGUUUAAUUCAAUCGCUUGAUCGUGAAUCAAUUGAACAGUAUAAAUUUGGUAUUAUGGCAUCGGACAAUGGAAAUCCUCGUCUAACAACAGUACUCGAUAUCCACGUAAUUGUUACAGAUGUUAAUGAUGUAUCACCAAAAUUUCUUCAACAAAACAUGACGGCAACAGUAAAUGAACAUGUGAGUAUAAGUGAUACGAAUGGUUACGAAGUCUAUCAUGUUCAAGCAUAUGAUUCCGACAAAGGAUUAAAUGGAAAAAUUGAAUAUCAAAUUAUUACUACCGAUAAUGAUAUUAAACAUUCAUUUACAAUCGAUCAACAGACAGGAAUUAUUCGAGCAAUAAAGUCAUUUGAUAGAGAAAUAAGAGAUAAAUAUGCAAUGGAAGUGGAAGCAAGAGAUAAAGGAAAUUUAUCACGGGCAUCGCGUACAAACAUUGUCUUCUUUAUUACUGAUCAAAACGAUCAUGCACCAAUGUGUUACGAUCUAUCUGAUAAUCAAACGAUCGAUCAAUCAAAAAUCAAAUGGUUAGUAAAAGAAAGUAGUGCGUAUGGAACAAUUAUUGGACGUAUUCAAUGUCAUGAUGUGGAUAUUGGUCAAAAUGGUUUACUUGGUUAUAAUAUUCAUUAUAAUGACAGUGAAACGAUGACAAUGAUUCCAUUUAGUAUUAAUUCUCAAAAUAUUACUAAAACAAUAUCUCAAUCCAACCAGAUGUUACUAAUAAUUUUCACUGUGAACGGUAUAAUGGAUCGAGAAUUAAAAUCGACAUACGAUAUUUUCAUCCAAGUAUUUGAUAAUGGAAAUCCGAGACAUCUAACAUUUAUUCCAAUUAUAGUGGCAAUUGUAGACGUGGACGAUAAAUGUGCUAAACUUGAUUCAUUAUCAAAAACUUUAGUAAUGAUCAAUCGAGAUCUCAUACCAAUAUUUAAUCGUCAAUUGUAUGAAAAAUAUAUCCGAGUGAAUGAAAAUAUUACAUUCGAUUUAAUAAAUAUAAAUCCAAUUAAAAAUUCUUACUAUGUUAAAUUAUACUCGAACGGUUCACUUGUUAUUCAUUCAUCGUCGAUUGACGAUGGUUAUUUAAGUUUAAAUAUUCAAAUUAAAAAUUUUGAUGGAAUAACAUCGUGUAUUGUAUUAGAAACUAUUGUAUUUUAUAUUGGUUCAAAUGAUACUGAUUGGACAUCAUCUAAAUUAACACAAGAUAUUUUGUUACGUACAAAUGAAACACACGGAAAACGAAACAGUAAUUCACGUUCAGCUAAUUAUAAUACGUUAUCAACUACCGAACAAACAUUUUUUAAACAAUUUAAAAACUCAACACCAACAAAAAGUCAAUAUAUAAUUAUAAUAGUUAUUAGUUUAUCUAUAUUCAUAUUUGUACUCGUUUUUGCUACAAUAUUUUGUAUGAUUGAUCGAAUUUUUAAAAAAAAAAAAUGUAAAUCAAAUUCGUCACAGAAUGGACACAUAUUGAAAACACACAUAACUGCCAAUGGAAUAAAUAAACAACAACAAGAAAAAAAUGGUAAACGAAUUUGUAGUCCAAAUAAAACUUAUGAUAUAGACAAGAUAAAAUCUCCAUCAAAAAAACGUUUAACUAACGAUGUUAGAAGUAAUAGUUCUCCACCAUCUCCAGCAAAUUAUAUUCGUUUAAAUGCAACUCGUACAACACCUCGUUUAAAUCAUUCAUCACGGUCAAAUUCAAUUAUGUCAAAUGUUGAUUUAACAGCAAUCUACACACGCGGUUAUUCUUAUACACCAAUUGAAAUAGAUGACUUUUAUCCACCAGAUUUUAAUGACAACAAAGGAAUCGAAUUAAGAAUGACAACUGUCUAA